This is a messenger RNA of Oryzias latipes (Japanese medaka), 2952 nucleotides long. Its product is annotated as plastin-3. Gene Ontology annotation, molecular function: actin filament binding; calcium ion binding. Gene Ontology annotation, cellular component: cytoplasm; actin filament; actin filament bundle. Gene Ontology annotation, biological process: actin filament bundle assembly; actin filament network formation. The record is from RefSeq and is a predicted model, not a curated record. NCBI's taxonomy places the organism in Eukaryota, Metazoa, Chordata, Actinopteri, Beloniformes, Adrianichthyidae.
UGACGUCAUUCGAGGGGCGGGGACACAUUCCUGCCGUCCACUUUUGUCUCUACGUGGAGGAGGCAGGACUGCUGGACGCUGUCUGGAAUUUCAGGCGCAUCGAAAUCGCACGUUUUUCUGACUGACCACAUCAGGUCAAUCACAGAAAAAUGUCUGCCAGAAUAACAAAAGAGGAAGAGGAGGAGAUGAGGGAGAUCUUUGGAAAAAUUGAUCUCGACAGCAACGGGUUUAUCUCCGAUUAUGAACUCUCCGAGCUUCUCAAAGAGGCCGGCCACCCCCUGCCUGGGUACAGGGUCCGAGAGAUCCUCCAGGAACUGGACCGCAACAAGGACAAUCAGAUCAGCUUUGAUGAAUUUUUGGCGAUCGUCAAGGAGCUGAGGGGCAGUCAAGUGGCCAAAACCUUUCGAAAGGCCAUCAACAGAAAAGAGGGCAUCCUGGCGAUUGGAGGAACGUCUGAGUUGUCAAGUGUUGGCACACAACAUUCAUUUUCAGAGGAGGAACGAUUCGCUUUUGUGAACUGGAUCAACACUGCGCUGGAAAAAGACCCAGACUGUCAGCAUGUCCUGCCCAUGAACCCCAACACAGAUUCUCUCUUCACGUCUGUGGGAGACGGCAUAGUGCUUUGCAAAAUGAUCAACCUGUCAGCACCAGAUACCAUUGAUGAGAGGACCAUUAACAAGAAGAAGCUGACACCGUUCACAAUACAGGAGAAUCUGAAUCUGGCCCUAAACUCUGCGUCUGCCAUCGGCUGCCAUGUGGUGAACAUUGGUGCUUUAGAUCUGAAGGAAGGGAAGCCCCAUCUGGUGCUGGGCCUGCUGUGGCAGAUCAUUAAGAUCGGCCUGUUUGCUGACAUUGAGCUCAGCAGAAAUGAAGCCCUGGCGGCAUUACUGAGAGACGGAGAAACUCUAGAGGACCUGAUGAAACUGUCUCCAGAGGAGCUGCUGCUUCGCUGGGCAAACUACCAUCUGGAAAACGCCGGCUACAAGAAGAUCAACAACUUCAGCUCAGACAUCAAGGACUCCAAAGCCUAUUUCCACCUUCUAAAUCAAAUCUCUCCAAAAGGCAAAGACGAGGGCCAGCCAUGCAUCGACAUCAACAUGGCAGGCUUCAACGAGAAAGAUGACUUGAAGAGGGCAGAAGCCAUGCUGCAGCAGGCCGACAGGCUUGGCUGUCGACAGUUUGUCACCCCAACUGACGUCGUCAACGGAAACCCCAAACUCAACCUCGCUUUUGUGGCCAAUUUGUUUAACAAAUACCCAGCUCUGACCAAACCUGAGAACCAGGACAUUGACUGGGGACUGUUGGAGGGUGAGACAAGAGAAGAAAGGACAUUUAGAAACUGGAUGAACUCCUUGGGCGUGAACCCCCACGUCAACCAUCUGUAUGGAGACCUGCAGGACGCCCUGGUCAUCCUUCAACUUUAUGAGAAGAUUAAAAUUCCUGUUGACUGGAACAACAAGGUCAACAAGCCGCCUUAUCCCAAACUGGGAACAAACAUGAAGAAGUUGGAGAAUUGCAACUAUGCAGUGGAACUGGGCAGAUCAGCGAAGUUCUCUCUCGUUGGCAUUGGCGGGCAGGACCUGAACGAUGGCAACCCUACUCUGACUCUGGCAGUAGUGUGGCAGCUGAUGAGGAGAUACACAUUGAAUGUACUUGAGGACCUUGGUGAUGGAGACAAAGUAAACGAUGACAUCAUUGUAAAGUGGGUGAACAAAACUUUGGCUGACGCUGAAAAAUCAACUAAGAUUUCAAGUUUUAAGGACAAGGAGAUCAGCACCAGCUUGUCAGUUUUGGAACUGAUAGACGCCAUUCAGCCUGGAAGCGUCAACUACGAGCUGAUAAAGACCAGCAGCCUUUCUGAUGCCGACAAGUUAGAAAAUGCCAAAUACGCCAUCUCCAUGGCAAGAAAGAUUGGAGCCCGCGUCUAUGCACUUCCAGAGGACCUUGUGGAAGUCAAGCCAAAAAUGGUGAUGACGGUCUUCGCCUGCUUGAUGGGUCGAGGAAUGAAGCGCGUCUAGACAGCCCGCCUUCAUUGAUGUGGCACUUAAAAGUUUGGGAGCGCUCCCUCGAAUGAAGGAAUAAAAAAAUCUGUUUUUCUUGUCUUGAAUGAGUCAAACACGUACAUGUGCCCCCACCUGAUUUGGUUAACAAAGGAAUUUUUCCAGAAGGAUUAUGUGCUCUCCUCUUAAUGAAGUCAAAACUACAACAUUACAAUCUCUAAAGAGAUGGCCCUCAUCAACUUUUUACUCUCUAUGCAGAACUCUUUAUGUACUAGAAUGCUGUUUUUUUAGAGCAAGUAUGCAUAUCUCCAGCUGCAAGGUUGUUUACAUAUUUUUACUCAGACUGAUAAAUUAAUUAUCGCCUUGACUAAGCAAAGCACAUUCCUGAAUACCUGAAUCUAUGUCUGAGAAUGCCAGAAACGGGGAUGAAGAGGCUGAAUGUUUAGGUGAAGCAUAUCUCAAAUAAAAAUAUCUGAACAUCUCUUAAGAACUUUUCUUAACUGGCACCAUAUAUAUCUACAUAUGGGUAUAAGGAAGCCAUAAGGUCAAAUAUUGCUGGUGACCAGUGCAAUGUGCCGUCUGUAUUCUCAUACUUGUGUUUUGAUUGUCUCUUGGGAUUAACAUCGAAUGCUCUGUAAAUGCCACCUUUGAGAAUGUUAGUGUUGUGUUGGCCAUCUUUUUUCAUUUUCAGGGUCUUUUUUUUUUUUUUUUGUUGGAUGAGAAGCGGGCGACCACGUUUUCCUAGCUUCUGCUGUGCCUUUUAGUCUCAAAGACCACUUGUACUUUGAGGUUGUUUUUCUCUUCCUUUCCAUUUGUCACAGUACCAAGUAUAAACCUUUCAUUCCAAGUAGCUCAAGUUAUAUUUUUUGACAGUGAUCAAAUAUUUGGUCUUUUGCUCAUGUCUAGUCUUAAGUGCUUAUCAAAAUAAAAUAAAUAUAACUUUGAAAACAGU